AACACAUUCAUCAGCAGGACGAGGAUGGCCACGGCUAUCAGCGCGGCAGUGUGGGCAUUGGGCAAGGCGCUGGCUCCCGUUACUGAUGACCUGCUCAAGAAUUGGGCAGCCAGUGACAGUCUUGGCCCCAACAUCAGCGCCCUCAAGACGGAGCUGCUGCGUGCGCAAGGGAUACUAUACACCGCGCAUGACAGGGUCAUCGCCAACCCUGCGCUCAAGGAGCUGCUGCACAUGCUGCGGCAGCUGGCGGACAAGGCGGAAGAUGUGCUUGACGAACUGGACUACUUCCGCAUCCAGGAUGAGCUCGACAGCACCUACCAUGCAGCCGAUAAGCAUGCCGGGGGUUGCAUGUGUGGCCUCGCUCUCCAUGCGCGGCACACUGCCCGAGCCGUUGCCAGUAAAUUCAACUUCUCCUCAGCUGGCAUCUUGCGCACACCAAAACUGAAGUUCGAUCGUGUGGAGAUGUCUAAACGGAUGGCAGACAUUGUACAUCAGCUGGAUCCCAUAUGUGUUAAGGUGAAGGAAAUCCUUGAUCUAGAGCUCCGCAAAGUCCAGCCUACCCAAGGCAUCAGACCCAAAACAACCCCAGCAAUAAUAGAGCCAGAGAUAUUCGGGAGGAAUGUUGAGAAAAAGAACGUAGUGGAUGGCAUCACCCAUGGAAAAUAUUGCGCCGAUGGACUUACCGUGCUUCAAAUUGUUGGCCCAGGGGGUAUUGGGAAGACGACUUUCACACAACACAUAUAUCAAGAAGUGAAGAGCUCGUUUGAUGUUAUGAUUUGGAUAUGUGUAUCUCUCAAUUUCGAUGCGAACAGGUUGGCACAAGAGAUUCUGAGACAGACCCCUAAAGUAAAUGGUGAAAAGGAAAAUGCCAUUGAGGAAGAGCUUAUCGAAGAAAGAUUAAAACAUAAGAGAUUCUUGCUGGUCUUGGAUGAUGUGUGGACAUAUGAGGAAGAUGAGUGGAAGAAACUGUUAGCUCCCUUUAGAAAAGGAGAGGCAAGAGGUAAUAUGGUUAUUGUCACGACUCGAAUCCCAGAGGAAGCUACAGUUGGAAAAAUAGUUGACUAUUCGAUAGAAUUGAACCGCUUAGGAACUGAAGAUUUUAUGCACUUAUUUGAAGCAUACGUAUUUGGUCACCAACAGCCAUGGAAAGACCAUCCUGAAUUACUUGAUGUUGGGAAAGAAAUAGUGGCCAAACUGAAGGGUUUUCCUCUUGCAGCAAAAACCGUAGGUAGACUACUAAGAAAUCAGCUUACAUUGGAUAAUUGGACAAGAGUUCUAGAAAGCAAAGAAUGGGAGUUACAAACCAGCAACCAUGAUAUUAUGCCAGCUCUAAAGCUUAGCUAUGAUUAUCUUCCUUUCCAUCUACAGCAGUGUUUUUUCUAUGGUGCUUUGUUUCCUGAAGACUAUGAGUUUGGUAGCAACGAGUUGGUUCACUUAUGGACAGGGCUGGAUAUUUUAGACUCUUCUGAUCAGAGGAAAAGACUUGAAGAUGUUGGACUGUGCUAUUUAAAUGACUUGGUUAAUCGUGGAUUCUUUAAGAAGAAUGUAAAAGUAGAUGGCAGUGCUCAUUAUAUUAUGCAUGACCUACUUCAUGAGCUGGCAGUGAAGGUUUCAUCGUCAGAGUGUCUUAGCAUAUCUAGUUCUAAUGUGAGAUAUGUACAAUCUUCCCCAUCUGUACGUCACUUGUCUAUCAUUAUAGAUGAGAGAGAUGUCAAUGAUAGAAUGGCCUUUGAAGAAUUAAAAAGGGACUUGAGUACAUUGGAAGAGAAAUUGAAAGUUGAAGACCUACAAACUGUGAUGUUAUUUGGAAAACACCAUGGAUGCUUUGCCAAGACUUUUGGUGAUUUAUUUGCAGAAGCAAAAGCCCUUCGUGUUAUUCUGUUGUCUAAGCCACUUUAUGGAUACAUUGUGGAGGAUGUGUUUUGCAACUUUCCAAGACUUGUUCAUCUUCGCUACCUAAGGAUAAUACCUUUCGCAAGUGUAACUCUAACCAGCAAUAUGUCAAGGUUUUAUCACCUGAGGGUUCUUGAUGUUCAAGAAUACAAUGUUCAUGUUGAUCUUCCAAGAGAUGUGAGCAAACUUACAAAGUUGAACCAUUAUCUUGUUCAUGAGAGGAACUUUGAACAUAGAACUUCUGAUACGGGAAAACUGGAAUUAUUACGGGACUUGAGAAGCUUUAUGGUAAAAAAGGAAAAUAUAGGUUUUGAAAUGAGACAGAUUGGUCGUUUGGCGGAGUUUGGUGUGUCACUAAGGAUUCAUAGCAUUGAGAAUACUGAACGACAGGAAGAAGUGAAUGAAGCACGACUGAUACACAAAACCCACAUACAGAAGCUAAUGUUAGAAUGGGGUAUUGGUCGGACUAAUAAGGAUCCUGCAAAAGAAGAUCAUGUUCUUGAAAGCCUUCAGCCACAUAGCAAUCUUGUAGAGCUACACAUUGGAGGACAUGGAGGUGCUACCUGCCCUUCAUGGUUAGGUUCGAACCUCUCAGUUAAAGUAUUGGAAUAUCUUUGUCUGGUUGAUGUAGCUUGGAACAAUUUUCCACCUCUAGGAGAGUUGUUGUUUGUUAGUGAACUUGGUGAAGAGCAUCCCAGUGGUAUCCAUAGCCAGAGCUUUCAAAAUUUGAAAAAGAUAGAAUUGGUUAACAUAUCAAGGUUGAAAAAAUGGGUUGGAAUUAGCACUUGUCGUUUGGUCUCUCUCCUAGAAGUAAUCAUUGUUAAACAAUGCUCUGAACUGGUGGAGCUGCCAUAUUCAGGUUGGCAAUCAGCACAAGAGGCAUGCGUGACUUGGUUUCCUAGAUUACGGAAGCUCGAGAUUAUGGACUGCCCAAAGCUGUUGGCAUUGCCUCCUGUUCCUUGGACUCUUGGUCCAUGCUCUGCUAAGAUUGCAGGGGUAGGAUCAGAUUUCAAGGAGUUGACUUACUCAAAGAAUUGCAAAUCAGAAUCGAGUUUGGAAGUUGUUGGGAAGGAGGGUGGUCAUGAUAGCACGUUCUGGAAUAUAUUGGCAUUCUCUAAUCUAGCUGAUCUAUCAAAGCUAGAAAUGCAGAAUUGCCCUCCGCUGCCACUGGAUCACCUCCAAAAGCUAACGCCUAUUAAGUGGCUCAAAAUAAGUUGUUCCAGCAAUGUCUUGUCACAGACUGAUGUUGAGAGUCCUGCCAUAUACCAGUUACGAAUUGAUACCCUGGAGAUUUUUCAGAGUAGUGCUAGUGAGAAGGAACUGGCACAGCUGCUCUCGUAUCUCCCAUAUCUGAGCAAGUUAGAAAUAUACAGUUGUAAGAAGAUAACAAGGGUUGGUGUGCUGGAGCAGCAGAAAACAGCUCAUAAAAUGGGCUUUGGACGAACUGGACCGCAGCAGCAAGAGACAAGAGGAGAGGAGGAGAUAGCAACAGUAGCAGCAGGAGGAGAAGCACUUGUGCUCUUGCCUCCCCAGCUGCAGGAAUUGAGUAUCCGCUAUUGCCCACAGUUGACCCUACUCUCCAGUUCGCUCAACGAUGGUGGACAAGGAGGAGGAGGGCUCCAAGGCCUCCUCUCCCUCCGCAAGUUGUUUAUAACUGGUUGCCCCAAGUUCCUCUCCUCUUAUUCGUUCUCUUGUUUUCGUUUCCCUACCUCUCUACAAAUCCUAUAUCUCGACGACUGUGGGGAUUUAAGAGGCGAGGGUGUGUGGGCUAUUGCACAGUGCCGUCUCGCAGUUUUAGAAAUCUGGAAAACCCCCAAAUUCUUUGCCAGUUCUGAACCCCAAAAUUUUCCCCGUUCCUGCAAAAUUGAGAACAUAAUCACAGAUGACCACACAGGUUUCCUUGCUGCGCCCAUCUGCAGCCUCUUAUCCUCCUACCUCACCAAAUUAAUCUUGUGUACAGAUCGAAAUAAUAAGUUGGAGCGCUUCAGUAAGGAGCAAGAGGAUGCCCUUCAGCUCCUCUCCUCCCUCCAGGAGCUCAGGUUUAAAUUCUUCUGCAAGCUGCAGUGCCUCCCAGCGGGGCUACACAGAAUUUCCAGACUCAAGACAUUACAGAUUGCAAACUGUCAAGCCUUCCGGUCGCUGCCCAAGGAUGGCCUUCCAUGUUCUCUACAAUAUUUAGAUAUCGGUGGCUGUCCUGCCCUGAAAUCUCUACCCAAGGAAGGCCUCCCAAGUUCUCUGCAAGAUUUACAGAUUUCGAAUUGUCCUGCCCUGAAAUCGCUGCCCAAGGAAGGCCUCCCAAGUUCUCUGCAAAGUCUACGGAUUUGGUACUGUCCUGCCCUGAAAUCGCUGCCCGAGGACAGCCUCCCAAGUUCACUGCGAAAGAUUGAUUUCCGGCUUGGCAACAGCGAGGAGCUAAUGUGGCAGUGCCGCAGGCUAAAAGGAACCAUUCCUAUAAUCGAAGGCUAAU
Lolium rigidum is the source of this 4360-nucleotide messenger RNA. RefSeq names its product disease resistance protein RGA2-like. Gene Ontology annotation, molecular function: ATP hydrolysis activity; ADP binding. The record is from RefSeq and is a predicted model, not a curated record. Gene Ontology annotation, biological process: defense response to other organism. Bases 25 to 4359 code for a protein of 1444 amino acids. The transcript has 2 exons. NCBI's taxonomy places the organism in Eukaryota, Viridiplantae, Streptophyta, Magnoliopsida, Poales, Poaceae.